UGAAUCAAUAACAAAGGAAUUUACGAAAAACUUCUGAAAACCAGCGUAGUAUAACAAACAAGAAAAUGACAGAAAGUCGUAUAAUGAGACCAUUGAUCGAAGCCAUACAUUCUACUUCCACUCAAUCAGUCGUCUACAUCGCUGGUGGCGCCUCCCAUGCGGUUGGAUGGUUGACUUCAGUUCCUGGAGCCUCCAACACGCUUCUAGAAGCUCUGGUUCCUUACUCAAGAAUGGCCAUGAUCCAAUUACUGGGCAAGAUUCCAGCGCAAUUUGCAGAUUCAUCAACUGCGGAAGAAAUGGCCCUAGUGGCGUAUAAUCGUGCUUUGAAAAUAUGUAAACCUGGGUGUCCUGUUCUUGGUGUGGGUUUCACGGGUUCUUUGGCUACCACUCGCCCGAAACAAGGGGAUCACAGGUUUCACUUGUGCACCAGAACAUCCAAUCGUCUUUGGCUUUCUACUGUCACCUUGUCAAAGGGACUCCGUACUCGAGAGGAAGAGGAAAUUCUUUCAAGUCAGUUUUUGCUCAAGGCAAUUGCUGGUGCAAGCAAAGCCCCUAUAGAUUUCACUCCAGAGUUGAAAGAAUUGGACAUGUCUACAGAAAGGGAAAGGUUAUUUAGUGAAGAUGAAGAGUUGGAACAGCUUUUGGAUGGGAAAAUAUGUUUCAAGGUUUAUGAUUUUACAAGUGAAGGAAAGUCCUCAAGUGCGGAAAGAAAGAUAAUACUUCCUGGUUCAUUCAAUCCUUUACAUGAAGGUCAUCUUCAGCUCAUGGAAGUCGCAAGCAGCCUUUUGGGGAAUGGAUAUCCGUGCUUUGAGCUUUCGGUAGUCAAUGCUGAUAAACCACCUCUAACAAAAUCUCAGAUCAAGGAGCGUGUUAAGCAAUUUGAGAUGGCUGAUAAAACAGUAAUAAUAUCGAACCAGCCCUAUUUCUAUAAAAAGGCUGAGCUCUUCCCCGGGAGUGCUUUUGUAGUUGGUGCUGAUACCGUGGUCAGGCUUAUUAAUCCUAAGUACUAUGAUGGAAGUUACAACAGGAUGAUAGAGGUACUCCUUAAAUGCAAAAAUACUGGGUGCAUAUUCAUUGUUGGUGGCCGAAAUGUGGACGGUGUUUUCAAGGUUCUUGAAGAUAUUAGUAUUCCUGAUGUUCUAAAAGACAUGUUCAUCCCAAUACCAGCUGAUAAGUUUCGGAUGGACAUAUCCUCAACAGAGCUUAGAAGAAAUCGAGAUUGAGGCUGAUUAUAUCUGGUGUAUAUGCUUGUUGAAUGUUGAUGAUGAUUGACAUUUUGUACAGAAUACAAGGAUAGAAUCUGAUAGUUCGGAAUAUUAACAAAUCAGAGAUCUGUAUGUUAUAGUUCAGGAUUGCACGAGUUCAUUUAUUAACGUUUUUUCCCCGGUCCACCACUGUUUAGACCCGGGGUUUUAUUAGUUGAACAUACACUUUUGUAAUUGGAUCCACACGAGCUUUUGAUUUAUUUUUUAAAAUUGGAUUUGGUUAGGA
Molecule: messenger RNA, 1491 nt
Organism: Spinacia oleracea (spinach)
Lineage: Eukaryota; Viridiplantae; Streptophyta; Magnoliopsida; Caryophyllales; Amaranthaceae
Exons: 12
Coding region: 66-1223 (385 amino acids)
Cellular component (GO): cytoplasm; nucleus
Molecular function (GO): ATP hydrolysis activity; nicotinamide-nucleotide adenylyltransferase activity
Source: RefSeq, a predicted model, not a curated record